GGAUAGCUAGCCAUGGGCAGGUCUCUGUGCUGCGAUAAGGUUGGCAUCAAGAAGGGUCCUUGGACUCCUGAAGAAGAUAUCGUACUCGUGUCGUAUGUCCAGAAACAUGGCCCUGGAAAUUGGAGAUCAGUUCCUGUAAACACCGGUUUGAUGAGAUGUAGCAAGAGUUGUAGGUUAAGAUGGACUAAUUAUCUCCGACCGGGAAUCAAGCGCGGAAAUUUCACUCCACAUGAAGAAGGAUUAAUCGUUCAUCUUCAAUCAAUGCUUGGCAACAAGUGGGCAGCAAUAGCUUCAUACCUUCCCCAAAGAACCGACAAUGAUAUCAAGAACUACUGGAAUACUCACCUGAAGAAAAAGAUCAGCAAGAAUCAAGCAGAAGAUGUGUGCCAUGAGCCGGUAUUGAGAUACUGCAACACUGAUCAAAUUAGAAAUCCUGAUGUCUCUACUCCCCCCAUGUCGAACCUCAGCUCCACGACUUAUGCUUCAAGUGCGGAGAACAUCUCGAGGCUUCUCAUUGGGUGGACGAGGUCCUCCGGGAACCAAGUCGUGAAGGUUGAUCAAGGGAGUUGCCAUUCUGUUUUCAACCAAGGUCUUCCAUUGCAGGAAUCAUCCUCAGAAGCCACCUUUUGUGGGGCUCUGACUCUCCCAUUUCAUGAUGAUCAUGAAAAUCUGAGACUGGAAGCUGAACACCAACCUUUAACAGUGCUGGAGAAUUGGCUUCUUGAUGAGGCUGUAGCUCAGGCAGAUAUCCCGGCCGGUCUUUGUCUAGAUGGAAUGUACUAAUUGUCGCAGCCAUGCUUGAAUGCAUCUGC
This is a messenger RNA of Zingiber officinale, 812 nucleotides long. Its product is annotated as transcription factor MYB60-like. Gene Ontology annotation, biological process: response to auxin. Bases 13 to 783 code for a protein of 256 amino acids. The transcript is spliced from 3 exons. NCBI's taxonomy places the organism in Eukaryota, Viridiplantae, Streptophyta, Magnoliopsida, Zingiberales, Zingiberaceae. The record is from RefSeq and is a predicted model, not a curated record.